Heteronotia binoei (common prickly gecko) is the source of this 1236-nucleotide messenger RNA. It is a transcript of the gene B3GALT6, whose product is annotated as beta-1,3-galactosyltransferase 6. Lineage: Eukaryota; Metazoa; Chordata; Lepidosauria; Squamata; Gekkonidae. The record is from RefSeq and is a predicted model, not a curated record. Gene Ontology annotation, biological process: glycosaminoglycan biosynthetic process. Gene Ontology annotation, cellular component: membrane. The coding region runs from base 76 to 1116 and encodes 346 amino acids. The transcript has a single exon. Gene Ontology annotation, molecular function: UDP-galactosyltransferase activity.
AGGAGCCUAUAAAAGGCAAUCCUAAAGAAACUCCCAUCAGUGGACAUUUUGGUUUUCUUCUCGGCUGCCGCCGUUAUGAAGCUGCUCCGCCUCCUUUGCCGCCACAAGACGGCUCUGGGCCUGGGCGGCCUGUCGCUUUUCGGGGUGGUGCUUCUCUAUUUGGCCAAGUGCACCUCAGAAGGCCUCAAGCCCUCCCAAGGGUGGGGGAUGCCGCACCAGCAACCUCCGGCCCGCAUUGGUGGGGUGGGUGGCCUGCAUCUCCCUGCCGUGGCCCUGCCCCCUCCUCCUGAGGAGAGUGCUUUCUUGGCUGUGCUGGUGGCUAGUGGCCCCAAAUAUACGGAGAGACGUAGCAUCAUCCGCAGCACUUGGCUCUCGGCAGCUAGCCGGACCCCACACGGUGACAUUUGGUGCCGCUUCGUAGUGGGCACCAGUGGUUUGAGUGGAGAGGAGCUUCAUACCUUGGAAUUGGAGCAGAGCCGCCAUCGAGACCUCUUGCUCCUUCCAGAUCUCCGUGACUCCUAUGAAAAUCUGACGGCCAAGGUCUUGGCUAUGUACGUCUGGCUUGACCAGCACCUGGAUUUUCGCUUUGUCCUCAAGGCAGAUGACGACACGUUUGUACGACUCGAUGUCCUCGUAGAGGAACUGAGAACCAAGGAGCCACGCCGUCUCUACUGGGGCUUCUUCUCAGGGCGGGGCCGUGUGAAAUCGGGCGGCAAGUGGAAAGAAAACGCAUGGCUCCUUUGUGACUACUACCUGCCUUAUGCCCUCGGUGGCGGCUACGUGAUCUCCGCAGACCUGGUGCACUAUUUGCGCCUCAACCAAGACUUUCUCAAUGUGUGGCAGAGCGAAGAUGUCUCCUUGGGUGCCUGGCUAGCACCUGUGGACGUGAAAAGGAUCCAUGACCCUCGUUUUGACACGGAGUAUAAAUCGCGAGGCUGCAACAACAAGUACAUCGUCACUCAUAAACAGGGCAUUGAGGACAUGUUGGAGAAACAUCAGACUCUGGCCAAAGAGGGGAAGCUCUGUAAAGAGGAAGUUAAACUCAGACUGUCUUAUAUAUAUGACUGGAGUGUGCCUCCUUCACAGUGCUGUCAAAGGAAAGAUGGCAUUCCUUGAAGACUGUGCGAAAGACGCUGGAGGGACAUGAUGGGGGUGGAGAAUUAAUAAAGAUGGAUGUGCGUUACGUGGAAAUACCAACCCUUGUAGCCACAGCUUUUAAAUUAUUCCACAGUUUUG